Messenger RNA from Megalopta genalis, 916 nucleotides. RefSeq names its product mitochondrial import inner membrane translocase subunit Tim16 (gene blp). The record is from RefSeq and is a predicted model, not a curated record. Gene Ontology annotation, cellular component: TIM23 mitochondrial import inner membrane translocase complex. Lineage: Eukaryota; Metazoa; Arthropoda; Insecta; Hymenoptera; Halictidae. Gene Ontology annotation, biological process: protein import into mitochondrial matrix.
AGGUGAACAUUAUAAUUCUGAAGUACGAUCAGACAGAGGCUUUGCGUCGUGUCGCGAUCGUAAUUCAGAAUUAUGAUGUUCACGAGGUAGAUACGUCACGCUACUGUGCGGAACUCCCAGCGCAUGCGUCACCACCCCACUUUUUGCAUAACUUAUUUUACCGCGAACGCUAUACAACUGCGUCCGGAAAUGCCGCAAACACGAGUUGUAUGUUGCAAUGCUCGAAAGGACGUCUAUAAAGUUUUGAGACAUAAAUGUGCAUAGAGAAAACACACGUCAAGAAUCAUUUUGAUAGCUAUUCCUAACCUGAAAAAGAAGGUUAUGGCGAAAUACUUGAUACAAGUAAUAAUUACGGGUACACGGGUCGUCGGAAAAGCAUUCGCUCGAGCAUUGCGACAAGAAAUUGCUGCGAGCCAAGAAGCUGCCCGCAGAGCUGGCGGUGGAAUCAAAGGCGAUCAACAUGUAGCAAGCAAUUCUAGAACUGGUAUUUCUUUGGACGAAUCAUUACGUAUUCUUAAUGUUGAUAAAAUAGAAGAAACAGAUGCUAUUGAGCGUAAUUAUAAGUACCUCAUGGAUGUUAACGACAGAUCUAAGGGUGGUUCCUUUUAUAUUCAAUCAAAAGUAGUACGUGCUAAAGAACGUAUAGAUGAAGAGCUGAGAAACACAACUAUACGACCUGAGAAGAAUUCUACGCAUCAGGAUACAACCAAACAACCUUAAUAAUUGUUCUCGUAGUCUGAAAUUAAAUGGUCGUACCUCUGAAGUCUGUACAUAUAGAAAUAUAAUUAACUAUCUAUAUUUUAAUUAUAAAUAAAUAGCACAGAAUGUGCAAUUGAAUGAAAUUGCUCUGAUUGUAUUUUGUUAACUAUUAAAAUAUUAAAAUAAAAACAGACAUCUUUAUGAGUUUUGACCACCA